UGGUGCCAUUUUUCUAACACCAUUUGCUCACUUUGUGUCUGGCUCACAUUUUGUUAAUUCUCACAAUAUUUUGCACCUUAUUAUUGUAUUUGUUAUGGUGAUCAGUGACCUUUGAUGUUACUACUGUGAUUGUUUGGGGCACCAUGAACUGCACCCAUUUACUAUGGCAAACUUAACUGUUAAGUGUUGUGGGUUUUCUGACUGUCCUGCUGUUUCCCAUGUCUCUCCCUCUCAUCCAGCCUCACUGUUUCCAGACACAACAAUAUUGAAAUUAGGCCAAUUAAUAACCCUACAAUGGCCUCUUAAGUGUUCAAGCAAAAGGAAGGGCUUCAUGUCUCUGACUUUAAAUCGAAAACUAGAAAUGACUAAGCUUAGUGAGGAAGGCACGUCAAAGCUGAGAAGAGAGAAGCUGAAAGCUAGGCUUUUUACUCCAAACAGCGAAGUUGGGAAGGCAAAGGAAAUUAAAAGGGAACAUAUGAAUGAUGAGAAAGGGAAACAACCUUAGUGCCGAUAUGGACAAGGUUUUAAUGGUCUAGAUAGAAGAGCAAGACAGCUCUUAAACUGGUUAAACAUUUCCUUAAGCCAAAGCUUAAUCCAGAGCAAGACCCUCUCUUCAACUCUUUGAAAGCUGAGAGGGGAAGAAGUUGCAGAGGAAAGGUUGGAUGCUAGCAGUUUGGUUUGUGAGGCUUAAGGGAAGACCUUUCUCCAUAACACAAGGUGAGGUAGCAAGUCCUUAAGAAAAUCUAGGUAAGAUAAUUCAGGAGGGUGCCUAUACUAAACAACAGAUUUUCAGUGGAGAUGAAACAGCCUUCUAUAGGAAGGAGAUUACAGUAGGACUUAAAGAGUUAGAAAAGUCAGUGCCUGGCUUCAAAGCUUCAAAGGACAGGCUGUCUCCCUUGCAAGGAGUUGAUGCAGCUGGUGACUUGAAGUUGAAGCCAGUGCCAUUCAUCAUUUUGGAAGUCUUAGGACACUUAAGAAUUAUGCUUAGUCUACUCUUUCUGAGCUCUGUAAGUGGAAAAAGCCUGGAUGACUUUACAGCAUGGUUUGCUGAGUAUUUUAAACCCACUGGUGAGACCUAGUGCUCAGAAAAAAAGGUUCUUUUCAAAAUAUUACUGCUCAUCGACCAUUCGUCCAAGAGGUCUGUUGGAGGUACACAACGAGAUUCAUGUUGUUUUCAUGCCUUUUGACCCAACAUCCAUUCUGCAGUCCAUGGAUCAAGGAGUCAUUUCAAUUUUCAAAUCUCAUUAUUAAACAAGUCUAAUGGUAAGGCUAUAGCUGCCCUAGAUAAUGAUCCCUCUAACGGAUGUGGGAAAGUAAAAUUGAAAACCUUCUGGAAAGGAUUCACCAUUCUAACUGCCUUCAAGAAAAUUUGUAAUGCGUAGGAAAAGGUCAAAAUACCAACAUAAGCAAAACAGAAAAGCAGUUUGGAAGAAUUGAUUCCAGCCCUCACAGAUGACUUGGAGGAAUUACAGACUUCAGUGGAGAGGUAACAUCAGAUACAGUAGAAACAGCAAGAGAACUAGAAGUGGAGCCUGAAUAUGUGGCUAAGUUGCUGCAUCUCAUGAUCAAACUUUGAUGAGGAGGUAUUGCUUAUGGUUGAGCAUGGAAAAUAGUUUCUUGAGAUGGAAUCUCCUCUUGGUGAAGAUGCUGUGAAGACUUUUGGAAUGACAGGAAGGAAUUUAGAAUAUUACAUAAAUUUAUCUGAUAAAGCAGCAGCAGGAUUUGACAAGAUCGACUGGAAGAACUGUGGGCAGAAUGCUAUGAAACAACAUUGCACGCUACAGAGAAAUCAGUCGAGAAAGGCAGGGUCCAUCAUGCGGCCCACUUCAUGGCUGUCAUAUUUUAAGCAACUGCCACAGCUGCUCCAACCUUUACCAGCCGCCACCCCAGUCAAUCAGCGGCCAUCAACAUCGAAGCAACACCCUCCACCAGCAAAAAGACGACAGUUUGCUGAAAGUUCAGAUGGUGAUCAUGGAGGAAUGGGAGCAGUUAUGGCAGAGAGACCUCAGAGUUAAUGACAUAAGCAGUCACGAACAGGAGAAAAAGCUUUUUUUGGUGGUUUUGGCAAAGGCAUCAUCAGCCAUUUCCUGAGGUGUCUGUACCAGCAGAGUGAGCUGGGACGCACAGCACCCAGUCGCUGGUUUUGAUGGCACAAAUUCCUGAGAUAUAUGGGCAGCGGUGGUCCCCACUGCAUUGGCUCAGUGGUAUGUUUGGACUGUAACUCUGGCUGUCUGGCUUCCCUCAGUUCCGAGCUAGGCUGCCCAGUACUCUCAGCGAGUCCAUGGCCUGCCUAAUAAAGUUGCAAUAAUUUCCUUUUCUCUUGAAUAAG
Molecule: messenger RNA, 2329 nt
Organism: Manis pentadactyla (Chinese pangolin)
Lineage: Eukaryota; Metazoa; Chordata; Mammalia; Pholidota; Manidae
Product: tigger transposable element-derived protein 1-like
Exons: 3
Coding region: 1623-2015 (130 amino acids)
Source: RefSeq, a predicted model, not a curated record